GCCGGCCCGGCCCGCUCGGAGCGCAGCGAGCGCCAGCGCCGCCGCUCUCCGCCGGCCCGGGGCCCUUUGGUCUCUCGUUGCGCUGGUCACGGGCACUGAGGCAAGUUUUGCUUGUGCGCCGUUCGCUUCCCGGGCUCCCCGCCAGGCCCGCGGCACCGCCACUUCUCCGGGAUGCGCUCCCUGACACACUUCUGGCAAAUAAUGCGUGGCAGGUUUUUCCAGUUUCCGUCCUUAUGCAUGUUACCAAUGGAAUGUAGUAUGUGGACUUGCUCUAAAAGUGAUGCUGACGAGGACCUGCUCGCAAAUGUGCAGUCAUUACAGAAUCAGCUGAGGAGAACUGAAAGAAACCUACAAAGUGUAGAGAAAGAGCUUUCCAGUACAAGGGAACAUUACAGCCACUGCUUCGAUGAGGUCACAGAUGUCCCUCUGGAGGACUUUGUACAGCCCAAUUACGAUUGUCAAGGCUUUUCCAGCUGUAAGAAGAAUUCUGGGAAAACAUCUCACCAGGAUUUUCAAAGAAAAUGCAAAUCUUACUCUGUAUCCACAACUUUGAAUAAAACUGUGGAAGAAAAUGAACAACUUCAGGAGCAGCUGGGUGCCCUUCAUGAGCAAAAUGCAUCUCUGACUUCUCAGAAUCACUACCUGAAGAACAGAGUGGAAACAAUGAACUUUGAAUUGAUGCAGUCAAAAACAAAAAUUUCAUAUCUUGAGGCUGCUUUAGCUACACAUUUAAUCAGCAUUCCGAAGUUGAAAGAACAGAUUGUACAUUUGGAAGCAGAAGUUUCAGCUCAAGAUAAAAUUCUGAAAGAUGCAGAAGAUAGACUAGAUCAAAAUCAGAAAACAGCAAUGGAAAGAGAAUACAUGUUGGAAAGAUAUCAAAAGGGCUAUAAAAUUCUGAAAAUUGAGUUAAUUGAACAAAGCAAGCAAGGAAAGAGAGCACAACAGCAAAGAAAUGAAGCUUUGUUGAAUGUGGAGGAGCUGACAAGGGCUUUUACCAAGUAUAAAGCAGAAAUAACUGAAAAAUUAGAAAAGGCUAAAGCUGAAGAAGUAGUCUUGGGAGAACGUUUAAUUAAUUGUGAAAAAGAAAAAGAGAAGUUGAAUGAUGAGUGUCUCAGCUACAGGAAGGAUCUAGACAUCCUAGAGGAGCAACUAAGACAAUUAAAGGAAGAGAAUCACAACACAAAAGAAGAAAUUAAAGCUCUAGAGGCAAAGAACACUGAAAUGACAUCAAUGCUGAGUCAGUCUGAUCAGGAGAUCAUCAAGCUUAAGAGUGAACUUUCUGAAAAAGAAGUAGUACUUAAAGAGAAAAAUGCUCUAAUAAGUGAAAAUGAAGAGCUGAGAGCACUUACUGCAGAGCAACAGAACCACUUGAAAUUAUGUCAUCAAGAAAUAGAGGAUUCAAGGGAAGAGCUCAGCAUACUAGAAACCAUUAUUUCUCAAUUGUCUUUAAGCACAUCUGAAGAGUUUAAAUGGCACAAUUUCAAACACCAGCUCUUGAGUUCCUCAGCAAAAGAAGCUACCCCUGAAUCUUGUGGUGAAUCAAGUAAACCUUUGAUUGCAGACCUAAGCAUUAAACUGGCAAUGAAAGAAGCAGAAAUUCAGAAGCCUGGUGCAAACUUUACUAUCUGUACUGGAGCUGAGCAUCUUUCUAAGAGUAACGAAGGACAAGGAAACAGCAGGUUAUGUGAGCUGGAAACAGAGCCUGUCAAAUUGAUCAGAAAUCCAGGAGAGAGGAGAAAAUGUCAACAGUUGGAACUUAUAAGCAAACAAUUUGAAAAGGUGAGGCAAAAAUUCCAGAAAGAGAUAGAAGAGCUACGCACUAAACUGAUAAAAGCAGAUGAUGAGAACUCUGCCUUGAGGACCAGCAUGGCUCAAAGAACCAGUCAGUUUCAAACCAUACAGGAAGACCUAUUGAAGAAGGCUACAAAAACCAGUAGCUUAGAGAAAGAAAUAAGAAAGAAGUCUUCUCAGCUUUCUGCACUUGAGAAACAGUUGGAAGAAAAGACUAUUGCUUAUUCCACUGCUGCAGAAAGAAAUGUUGAGUUGGAACUGGAACUAAUGGGAAAAAACAGAUGCAUUCAUGAGCUGGAAACAACUAUCAGUGAAGAACAUGAGAAAAUAACUUCUGCUUUUGAAAAUGAAAAGUUGCUUCACCUCGAGCAGCACAAAGAAAUGGAGAAACAGAUUGAUCUACUUCGGACACAGCUGGAGAAGAAACAUCAACAAGUCAUUGAACAAGAUAAAAUAAUAUCUAUUUUACAACAAGAGGUUAUACAUAAACAGCAUCAUAUUGAAUCAUUGGAUGGGCUGCUAAUAGGAAACAGAGAGGUACUACAGCUUGAGUCAGCACUAAAUGUAUGUAAGGAAGAAGUUGCACUGUAUUUGAGUCAGUCACAAGAAAAUAAGGAGAUGUUUGAAAAUCAGCUGAAAGAAAGGUCUGAAGAGCUUCAUUAUUUACAGAAAGAAAUCAAAAUUAAAGGUCAGGCUAUUCAGGACAUGAGUGAACAAAAUAUUCUCCUGCAACAAACUUUGCAUCAUCAGCAACAAAUGUUACAGCAAGAAACUAUUAGAAAUGGGGAGUUGGAAGAUAAUCAAAUUAAACUUGAAAAACAGGUAUCCAAUUUGGAAAAAGAGCUUCAGAAGCAGAAAGCAUGUGCAGAAGAUGAGUUGAGAAAGGUGGAGGAGAAACUGCACCUAGCUGCUCAGGAAGCAGAUUUAAACAGACAGAAGGUGGCUGAACUGAAUUGUACAAUCAGACAGAUUAAAUUGGAGAUGGAUCAGUGCAAGAAUGAACUUACUGGCAUGGAAAAAGAAGUAGUGCAAUUAAAACAAGAUGGUGCAAACAAAGCACUGCAGAUAAAUCAGUUGAAUAUCACUCUGGAAGAAGCAAGAUCAGAGCUCAAUAGAAAGGCAAAUGAGGUGAAUGAUUUUGAAGAUAAACUGCUUCAAAGUGAGACUUGCCUCAAGAAAGCCUUACAGAAAAUAGCAGAACUGGAAUCUGCAUUACAGAGUGCCUGUGGAGAAUUAAAGAUCACUUCAACACAGCUUCAGGAGUUGCAAGAUGCAUUGCAGAAUGCACAGUCCUCUCUGGAGGAGAAGAACAUUGCUAUCAUGGAUCUGACAACUGAGCUCAGGUAUUGCAAGGAUGAAAUUGAAGACAAAAAGCAGGAACUCCUUGACAUGGACCAAGCACUGAAAGAAAGGAACUGGGAACUAAAACAAAGAGUAGCUCAGAUUACACAACUGGAUAUGACAGUUCGUGAGCAUAAGGGAGAAAUGGAGCAACAAAUAAUUCAAUUACAGUGUCAUUUAGAGAAAUCAGAGCUGGAAAUUAAGGAAUGCAAUAAACAGAUUGAGAGCUUAGAGAAGAAACUCCAGCAUUCUAAAGAUGAGCUUCGUCAAAAAGAGUUUGAAUUGCUCCAGAGAGAUCAGGAAAUAAAUCAGCUGAAGAAAAAAAGAAUUAAAGAAACCAACAUGGCCUAGAAGCUCUUGGAAAGGUGCAAGAACUGUGAAGGAAUCACUGCUGCUGCCCAUUGGACAAGCAGCAACCCAGGGAUGCUGCUGCUGGCAUCAUCACUGUGCAUUCAAAGAGGACAUUUUAAAGUUAUAUUUCUAAAUAAGGCAUGUAGUUAUUUGUACUGAAGCAGACCACAACCUUUUUAUUUUUCCAACUGUUAUUGAGAUUACUGCCUUCAUGUAAAAACAUAUUAAUUUAUCUUUUAUACUUCAGAAUAAAACAAUUUAUUUUAA
Passer domesticus (house sparrow) is the source of this 3750-nucleotide messenger RNA. It is a transcript of the gene CCDC18, whose product is annotated as coiled-coil domain containing 18. The record is from RefSeq and is a predicted model, not a curated record. Bases 172 to 3483 code for a protein of 1103 amino acids. Lineage: Eukaryota; Metazoa; Chordata; Aves; Passeriformes; Passeridae. The transcript has 24 exons.